Messenger RNA from Durotheca rogersii, 2587 nucleotides. RefSeq lists its product as uncharacterized. The transcript has 2 exons. Gene Ontology annotation, cellular component: nucleus. The record is from RefSeq and is a predicted model, not a curated record. Lineage: Eukaryota; Fungi; Ascomycota; Sordariomycetes; Xylariales; Xylariaceae. The coding region runs from base 453 to 1979 and encodes 508 amino acids.
CGGCUUUUCUGAUUAACGUCUGUGUAUAAACCUACCUAGGCGGGUAGGUGUAUGAGAAUAUACGUAUUUUAGGGAGCGUAGUUACCUAAGCUAUCGGAAAGGCCGUUUGAUUGGCCAAUGGGGAUUCUGCACACAGUGUGUGGAGAGCACUGUAUGCUACAAAGGUACGCUCUUGUCUUGGUCCCAAUUCCGUUCCCGUUCCCAUCCAUCGUCCUGUCUUGCCCUCCCUUAGCAUCUCGACUGUUUUCCCCACUUACGCCUACCGCGCGCCCUGCCACCAUUGACGCGCCGACAACUGCCUCUGGUAAUUGGUACGGUCAUUCGUUCGGGUAUCGUCAGCUCUCGAUCGUUUUUUUUUCCCUAGUGUGCGGUUCCUGUUGAGACCCUCUGACAUCUGGUGGCCUAUCACGCAUCUUUACCCCUGCCAUUGUGUACCUGCCUAAUUUGAUGCGAUGGCCCCAUCCGCCGAGGAUGUCGAGAGGGACCUCCGCGAUGGAAUCCGCGCUAUCGUUGCUGAGCGCGGAUGGGACGACGUCACUGUGAAUAAUGUUCGUCAGCAUGUGGAAGAAAAGAGCGGGUUAGAGGAUGGCUUCUUCAAGCAGUCGGAGUGGGAAGCGCGGAGCAAGAAGAUCAUCAAGGAGUUCGUUGCCAAGUUACUAGCCGAGGAGAGUGACGGUCCAUCAUCCCCCCCCAAACCCAAGGGCAAGGCGGGAUCUAAGAACGGCGUCAAACGACAAUCGAGCGACGAGCCUCCCCCCGCGCCGAAGCGCCAGAAGAAAGUCCCCCGUGCCGCGCCGACCAAGAAAGCGAAGCCAAAGAAGGACGACUCCGAAUCGGAGCUAAGCGACCUCGAUGACCUAAGCGACUUUGAGGAGACUACCAAAAAGGCCACUACAAAUAAGGCUACGAAGAAGCAAGACUCCGAUUCCGAGCUAAGCGAUCUUGACCUCUCAGACGAUGAACCCAAGAAGACCAAGCGUCAGAAGUCGGCACCACGUCAAAAGCCUACCAAAGAAGCGUCCGAGUCCGAGCUGAGCGACUUGGCCGAUUCCGAGGAGGAGCCCCAGCAAAAGGGGAAGAAGAAGAAGACCUCGAAGCAACCCACCAAGAAGGCCGCACCUCGCCGCAAGUCUAAGAAGGGGGCUAGACGAGACGCGAGCGACUCGGAGGGCCCCCCCGCAGGCCCGAAGCGCAAACGUGCGACGCCAGCCAAAAAGCAGAAUGCAAAGCGUGCCACUGUAGAAUCCGACAACGAGGACGAAGUGGUCGAGAAGAAGGAUACCGCGAAGGAUAAACCCGAGUCGGGCAUUGAAGUCGGGACCAAGGAUGAAACUAACGAGGACACACAAGCUAAGAAGCCCGAUACGACAAAGGCCGAGACAGAGGAGGAGCCAGCCAAGCUGAAGAAGGCGGCCGAGGCAGAUGCAAAACCCGCAGAGCCCGACGACUCGGGGUCGGAGUUGUCAUCGGUUAUAGAUGACCCGCCUCCCAAGAAACGCAAAUCUAAAGAGCCGAAGGGAGCACCCAAGGCGAAACCUGCCAAGGAGAUACCGGGAGACGAGGCGGAGAUCAAGAAGCUGCAAGGGCAACUGGUUAAGUGCGGGGUCCGUAAGAUAUGGGGGUUUGAGCUAAAGAAGUACGGCGAUGAUGGCAGAGCCAAGAUUCGUCAUCUAAAGGGCAUGCUUCGAGAUGUCGGCAUAGAGGGUCGAUUCUCUGAAGCAAAAGCGCGGGAGAUCAAGGAGCGGAGGGAGUUAAUGGCCGACCUCGAGGCCGUCACCGAGAUGAAUCGUGCCUGGGGGAGCGAAGGCCGCGGCGGCCGUGCUUCCAGGAGCAAGACGAUCAAGAAGUCUCCGAAGGCGGAGACUGAUGAGGAGGCUAGAGAGGGUGAGGAUGAAGAAGACACUACCAAGGCUAACCCGCGCGUGUCGAAGCGCAUGGCUGACCUAGCCUUCCUCGGGACCGAUAGCGAGUCCGAUUAAUUGGGGAUUUAGGUGUUCUAUGGACGAAUUUGACGACGGAGCAGGGUCUACUUGCCGGCAUUCAUCCUCUGAGCUAUGAGACUGAAGACGGCAACGGAGCCCAUGAACAAUACGGCGUUGUAAAACUAGGCACGCGUUAGCUAGGAAUCGCCGUUGCGAUACCUCUUAAUAAUUGGACUUACUGCCCUUCGCGAAACCUCUCUCUCCUCGUCGUCCGACCUUGCCUCUAUGAAGAGCCGGCGCAGGUUCGGGAGGGUAGCCUGGAAGGCUGCAUCAGCGUGCCAUCUUCGUCUGGGGCUCGUACAGCCUCAUAUGGCGCCCACUUACCAUGACGUCGAUGUAGGGGGUUAACGUAUGGAGUGAAAGGCCGGGGACGCCAAUUGCGAGGUGUGAAGUCGGCGGUGCGAGCCCUUCAGAGACGGAUCACCAUCUGCGUAGAAGGAUAUACCUAUACCUACGUAUCUUUGCGUGGUCCUCUUAGAUCCGUCCGCACCUCGCCAGCUUCAGUACAUAACUACACAACACAGCCAAAAGUGGUAGGCAAGAGUGACGGAGGGAGGGAGGGAGGUACUUGUGGCUUCUCUUUAUCCUAAUGGGGAUGGUUAGGU